This is a messenger RNA of Electrophorus electricus (electric eel), 3164 nucleotides long. RefSeq names its product EF-hand and coiled-coil domain containing 1 (gene efcc1). Gene Ontology annotation, molecular function: calcium ion binding. The record is from RefSeq and is a predicted model, not a curated record. NCBI's taxonomy places the organism in Eukaryota, Metazoa, Chordata, Actinopteri, Gymnotiformes, Gymnotidae.
CCGAGGUUCGGCUGACACGAGCUCAGCGCGCCGCUUACACCUCUGGUGCAUGCGUUCAUCGCGUUAUUAAUGCGUUAUUAAUGCGUUAUUGAGUUAAGCCGCUAUACAUGGAGCUCUUAUGAGGGCGCAAAGCAUGGAAACAUCCGAGGCGUGCGAUCCCUACAGCCGACCAGCGCGCCGGACGCAGUGGAUAGUGAGCACCCUGGCGUACCAUUACGGGCUGGAUCGCGGCGUCGAAAAUGAAAUCAUCGUGCUUGCCACCGGGUUGGAUCAGUACUUGCAGGAGAUCUUUCACCACCUGGACUGCCAAGGGGAAGGCAGAAUUCCCGCCGAGGAUUUUAUAAUCCUCUGUGAUAUUCUGGGGCUGAGUAAAGAGUCUGAGGUGGAGGAGUGUGUGGGAAUGCUGGACAGUAUACCCAGCGAGCUCACCUUCAGGCAGUUCCACGCCAAACUUUGCGGAUAUUUCAGCACCAAAGCUGGGCGCCCUUACGAGAACGGCAGGCUGCUUGUCGGGAGAGACAGCGAGCACAUCGAGACGCAGAUCCGUCUCCGCAGCCCUCUGAGGCGGCGAGAGAAGCUGCUCACCUUGGCUGCCGGCAGGCGUAUCCGCGGGUGCGCGCCCGCCGCGGAUCGACUCGGCUCGGGGUGCAAGCAAGGCGCGUGCACCCGGGAGUGCUACGAGGAAAUCGUCGCGCUGGAGGAGGCCGAGGACAGGAUUGGCAAACUAGAGGAAGAAAACGCAAGUCUUAGAGAGCUCGUGGAAGAUAUGCGCGCUGCUCUUCAGAGUAGUGACGCUCGGUCUUUGGCCUUACAGGUUGGCCUGUGGAAGAGCCACUCCAAGCGCAGGCCAGACAGCGGCUGUUUCACCGCCCGUCACGCGCAAGCAGUGCAGAGGUCCGGCGCACCGGACGGCACAAGGAGCCUCCGGGGUCUCCUGCGGGAGCUGGAGCUCGCUCAGAACGCCCGUGCCGGACAGGUGGAGGCGGUCGUCCUCCUCAACCGCAAGCUGGAGCAGGAGCUGCACGCGUCGCGGGAGACGGUGCUCGUGCUGGAGGAGUGCAACAGGACCCUGAGGACAGAGCAGGUGGGGAUGAGGAGAAAGGCGGAGGAGGCCAGGGAGGCGUUGCGCAGUGGCCUGGCUAAGGUGAAGGAGUUGGAGGCCAAAGCCAGACGUGUGCCUGCCCUGCAGAAACAUCUGCAGCAGAUAGAGAUGGAGCUCCUGUACUACAGGACGGAGGGCUCCAGAGCUCCAGAGGUGUUCAGGGAGGACAGCCACUGUAGCAGGGACGGCCGAGACACGCAGCAAGACCGCGGCUCGCCGACAGGCCGCGCGGAGAUCGCCCACGACAACAUGGAGGAGCAGCUCCUGCGCUCCGUGGAGGGCCAGGCCGCAUCCGAUGAAGAAGGAGAUCAGUGGAGCAGAGAACAGCAGCAGCAGGUGGACGAGGUGAAACGGAUCCUCACACGGCUCUCCUGCUGUGGAGACAGGUGUGAUGAGACAGCGCUGAAGAGACUGCCCUCUCCGUGCGUAGGCUCAAGGGCGGAGGAGGGCUACAUCGCCGUCCUGGAGCUCCUGGACCGUGUGACGCGCCUCCACAAACAGCUGGAGCUCAGAGAGAGCCAGACCAGGAGAGCUGAGCCCCAACUUCACCCUGAGCAGAUAAAUGAUUCCUUGGUGCAGGAGCUCCAGCACAAGGCAGAGGAGACAGAACUUCUCCAGCGGGAGCUGCAGAUGUUGGAGACGGAGCGGGUGCGACUCUCACUUGUGGAGGACAAGCUCAUGGAUAUUCUGCAGCUUCUGCAGCAGCUCAGAGACCUGAACGUGUCACGGCGCUCACUGGGAAAGAUUCUUAUGAGCACACUGGAGACCUGCAGUGACCCCCAACAUGGGAAGGCUCAUAUUCUGGAGGUGUUGAAUGCUCUUUGCCAUGAGCUGGCUGCGUGCGAGAUCCUCUCCAGUAGUGCCACGCCAGAGAGAGCACAGAGUCACCAGUCUGUCUCUAGCUCGCUCUUCAUCUCCUGUUGAGUAUCACUGCCCCCCUACUGGCUAAAGGACACCAAGGACUUUUGUUUUUUGCUGGGUUCUUUGCAGAGAUGCACCAUGCUGCAUUAGGAUCAGAGCUACUGCUUUCCAGUGCUCCUUCCACCCCGACGAGCACUCGGCCAGUGGAGUUUGUAGGCGGCUGUUUAUAUUUCUGUCUAUUCUGUCUUUCUUCCUGUUGUCCAUGAAGAAAUUAGGAAGAUGUUUCUUGAAGUGUGACUGUAACUGUUAACUGUAAGACAGCUAGGACUAACCGGUAGGGAGCUUGUUUAUUGGACAGUCUUAGUCUGGUUUCAAGUAUGCAGUGAGAAGUUUAAAUCUAGAUAAAGCUAGUUUCUCGGUCACUUUGCACAGAAUUCACCGCAAUGGAUGAAUCAGUACCAUAUGCAUGCUGCCGUUCUGAGAGCAAAGGUCGUCAGAAACCUCAGGUGAGUCAGUGUGCAGUUCAGAGUCGGUCAUACUAUUUAUCAUAAUAGAGUCGAAUGCUAUUUACAGAGGUGAUGUGACCUAUUGAUCCUUAACAUACACUUGUGAUCACUUUAUGGGGUAAACCUACUCUUGAGCUGUACCUAUAGGCUACCAAUACGUUUUCAGUCACUUCUAUGUACUGAGAAACUAGCAGAAUUGUCUUAUUCCCUUCACAACUGUGAUGUGGUGGCACCAUCCAGUGGCUACUUACAUGAAUUUUAAAAACAGGACAAGUGCUUUUUAGAUAUUCUCUGUAUGUGUAUAUAUAAAUGCAUAUAUCAGUUUGUGCUGUGUGCAUAAACCAUAUAAAUGUAUAUUAAAAGCAUCUACACUCCACCUGCCUGUGCUUAAACCCAGGCCCCCCCUGAAAGGAGACAGGGAAGGUUGAUACUGCUCACAGAUUACAACACUACAGUCAGUCAGUUAACAUCAGAGUAUAAGAGUGGAUUACAUUUUACAAUGGGCUGUAAAACUGGGAAACAUUUUGCAGAUUUUUUUGUAAAAUUGGCAGAGUUGGGUUUAAUGAAGUCGCACACAUGUCUAAGCAGUAUUGAGGUGAAGGACAGAAUCAAAGUGAAAACCACCAAGGUCGGGCAUGUCAAAACAUGCCUUUGCAUCAUGUUUAAGCUACUGCAGUUUUGUCAUUUAGCUUUCA